GCAGACCCUCCGCUCCGCCAGCGAGAAGGCAGCUCCAAAACAAAAAGGCGAUUCCGGGAGGUGGCGUCCUGAGGAAGGAGGGGAUCGCCAAAGGGGAGGGUCCCAGGCCGUCCAGGUCUUGGUGCGCCGCGGCGGAAAUCGCGCGGACGCCAGAACGCGCUCUCAGCUUCGGGUCCUGCCGCUGCGGCUGCCGCCAUCAUGGUGCGGAAGCUUAAGUUCCACGAGCAGAAGCUGCUGAAGCAGGUGGACUUCCUGAACUGGGAGGUCACCGACCACAACCUGCACGAGCUGCGCGUGCUGCGGCGUUACCGGCUGCAGCGGCGGGAGGACUACACGCGCUACAACCAGCUGAGCCGUGCCGUGCGUGAGCUGGCGCGGCGCCUGCGCGACCUGCCCGAACGCGACCAGUUCCGCGUGCGCGCUUCGGCCGCGCUGCUGGACAAGCUGUAUGCUCUCGGCUUGGUGCCCACGCGCGGUUCGCUGGAGCUCUGCGACUUCGUCACGGCCUCGUCCUUCUGCCGCCGCCGCCUCCCCACCGUGCUCCUCAAGCUGCGCAUGGCGCAGCACCUUCAGGCUGCCGUGGCCUUUGUGGAGCAAGGUCACGUACGCGUGGGCCCUGACGUGGUUACCGACCCCGCCUUCCUUGUCACGCGCAGCAUGGAGGACUUUGUCACUUGGGUGGACUCGUCCAAGAUCAAGCGGCACGUGCUGGAGUACAAUGAGGAGCGCGAUGACUUCGAUCUGGAAGCCUAGCGGAUCUCCCACUUUGCAUGGCUGUCUUUUACAGAUGGGAAAACUGAGGCCUGAUGCUGGAGAUUCUAUGAGGGUGCUCUCCUCAAGGGUAUCAGACGGUCGAAGGUUCUUAAGAAUUUGAUUCAUCAGUGGCAGGCCAUGCAUAGAGCCACGGGAGGUGCGUCCUUGUUUUCCAGGAAAUGUUCUUAGAAGUUGGACUACUUAUUAUUGACUGUGCCUUGGGAAACAGUGGGAAGUAACUUGGUGCUGCACUGGGGUAUUGUUGGCUUCUUGUGUUGGAAACUUUGUAAUGUAAAAGGAAAAACUGGAAAUCCCCACGCCCUGUUUCCCUUUAUCGUCUUGUGGUUGGACUGGUUCAAUUCGUUUAACUCGAAUUCUUGCUCCUGGCCGUGGUUAAGCUGUGUACAGAUGAUGGAGAGUUUGGCCUCAAGUUUUUAUAAACUGAGCGAGACUAGUGUUCAGGAUCUCCUCCCUUGUUUAAAUGUCAAUAAAUGCCCCAACUGCUUUGUAAGUGCAA
Pan troglodytes (chimpanzee) is the source of this 1270-nucleotide messenger RNA. RefSeq names its product IMP U3 small nucleolar ribonucleoprotein 3 (gene IMP3). Gene Ontology annotation, biological process: ribosomal small subunit biogenesis; rRNA processing. Lineage: Eukaryota; Metazoa; Chordata; Mammalia; Primates; Hominidae. The record is from RefSeq and is a predicted model, not a curated record. The transcript has 2 exons. The coding region runs from base 199 to 753 and encodes 184 amino acids. Gene Ontology annotation, cellular component: small-subunit processome; Mpp10 complex. Gene Ontology annotation, molecular function: rRNA binding; snoRNA binding.